Molecule: messenger RNA, 821 nt
Organism: Schistosoma turkestanicum
Lineage: Eukaryota; Metazoa; Platyhelminthes; Trematoda; Strigeidida; Schistosomatidae
Source: the annotation of a GenBank genome assembly
CAAGAAUCGAGCGCGAAGAAAUGAAAUCGGUUUAUACUAGCUCGUGGAAAAGAUAUUGGAUAUUGGGUGGCCUUGAUGCCGUCCUGUAACGCGUUUGAAAUCCUACUCCUGUAAUUGUUUGGAAUGUCUGCGCUCUCUGCUCUUAGUUUCGCUUCCUAGAUUAUCCAAAUCUGACCUUGCGUGACUAAUGACUGUUUUUUGUUACUAUCCUUAUUGAGCGCAAGUACAAAAAGCUGGACGUUGCAGUUCACUUCACAUACUUGUGUGUUAUUUUCAUCGCCUCGUCUAGUGUGGCAGGAAAAGUUUUACAAGUCGGUGAUAAAAAUAGACUGCACUUUUGAAUAAACUUGGCCAAUUACUGUCAUUGAUUAUUUAUACUUAUUCAUACUCUUCUGUCCAUCAACUCCUUAUUACAGUUUCUGAAUGCCAUAAUAGGUAUCUUAUUUUCUUGUGCAUCAGCCUGAAUGGAUAACGCUCGGCAAGGAGCUUGUAAUCUGCAAACGAUUUUAUCGGAGAAAGGUUUUUCAUUCUCGUUAUCAGAUGUGCAGGAAUUUUUGGAUGUGCUUGAAGGAGUUGCGCUGAAACUUAUCAUUACCAAUGUUCCCUCAGAAGUUUUCAAAUAUGAUAUAGCACAGGGAUGCUUCGAAGACCUAUUCAAGUCUUUUGACGACCAAUCCAAAUUUGUAUACCUCCCGAGUUUUCAUAGAGUCUUAGAAGCCUGUACUCCAAACAACCAAAGACAACUGCUCACCAUGUAUCCUAAUGACCUAAAACCGAUUUACAACGACUGCAGAUAUGUUAGUGAAUUUUUAGUCAGCUGA